Messenger RNA from Fusarium coffeatum, 1854 nucleotides. RefSeq lists its product as uncharacterized. Gene Ontology annotation, biological process: regulation of DNA-templated transcription; DNA-templated transcription. Gene Ontology annotation, cellular component: nucleus. The transcript is spliced from 3 exons. Gene Ontology annotation, molecular function: zinc ion binding; DNA binding; DNA-binding transcription factor activity, RNA polymerase II-specific. Lineage: Eukaryota; Fungi; Ascomycota; Sordariomycetes; Hypocreales; Nectriaceae. The record is from RefSeq and is a predicted model, not a curated record. Bases 1 to 1854 code for a protein of 617 amino acids.
AUGGAGCAUCUAAGCCCCAGCAGCACAAGCGGCGCAAGCAAUACCACUCCCAAACGCCGACCCCGAAAACCUCUCAACUGCGACCCCUGCCGCCACUCCAAACUCAAAUGCGACAGACAACUCCCCUGCAACACGUGUCUCAAGCGCGGAUGGCAGGAUUCCUGCGCUUAUGGGUCUAAUUUUACGGGCCCAAGAGGGAGGAGACGGAAUAGACCUUCUCAUGUUGUGGCGGAGCCGAGGUUGGAUAAUAUUGUUGCUGAACCGAUACCUGUUCAAGCUUCGGAGACGAGUCAGACUCCAGAGCCGAUUCAGGAACGAUGGGAUUGUAUUCUCAGAAGGCCUGAUGUAGAGAGGAGACCUGUUGGGAAUGCGACUGAUGCGCAGAGACCGACUGUUACGUUAUCGCUUGGGCCGAAUGUCCCGAUUGAAGAUCUGUUGGCGAUGCUUCCUCCCCCUUCAGUGACAGAGUACCUAGUCGUCCGAUACUUUGGCACGCUAUGUUCUAUCUUCCACAUCAUCCAUGGCCCAACCUUCCAAAAGCAAUUCCUAGCAUUCACCGAAGCACCAGAGAAGACAAGUCUAUCCUGGCUAGCGCUGCUCUUCGCAAUCAUGUCUCUCACACUCGAGACCCUCAAGACUGAUGAUGCCGGCUUGAACCUUCUUUGGCAAGAUCCAAGCGUUCCUCGAGACUUGCUUGCGUUGUCGCAGAAGUUCCGAAAUGCUGCUAUGAUGUCACUUUCACAAGAUCAGUUCCUGAUUCGUCACGAUCUUGACACACUUGAAGCUCUGCUAAUUCUGGUCUACACUAUUUCUCACAACGAGGGACCAGAGUAUACCUGGGCGCUUCUGGGCAGCGCUUUGAACAUCGCUACGGCUUUGCGUUGUCAUACUGGCCAACCGAUAGCGAAUUAUAUCGAACGAGAACGACAUAGACGCUGUUGGGCUGGUAUUCUGAUCAUUCAUACUGACCAGGCGCUGUGCUUCCGCGAUAUCGACUUGACGUACCUGCUGAAAAUGACAGCUGCGAUGCCAGCGUGGGUAAACGACAGCGAAAUCCACGAUCACGGCAUCACAGAAGCGCCACCAACACAAUCCAAGUUCACCGACAUGACCCUUAUAAAAUUCCAAGUCCGGCUCUUUCAGCUGUCCACUCAGAUCUGCUCGCACAUCUCCAGCCCGGAAAAGUUCAACGAACAACUGCUUCUUCAAUACGAUACCGCAGUCUCCGAAGAGCAACAAGAAUGGGAUACAGUCUACCUCAUAAAUGGCUCACGCAGUAUUUUGGAUACUGAAGGUUACGUCCACUGGUGCACCCUCCAAACCUACGCCCACCAACUCUACCUCCUCCUCCACCGCCCCUUCCACAGUUCAAAGUCGACACACUUCCGCGCUGAAUCACGCGACAAGUGUAUAAAAUCCGGCUUAGCACUUCUCGACAUUCAUCACCAGUUUUUCGAACUUCCACGUCUUAAAUGCUAUCGCUGGCUUGUCAAGGGCGCUAUAAGUUGUAAUUCCUUGCACGGUGCUGUGGCGUUGACGUCGUGUAUGCUUGAUAUGCCGGAGAGUUCGGAUUUGACCGGGCAUAUUAGUGCUAUUGAUGCUGCUGUUACGAGGAUGGAGGCGCUGAAGAUGAAGAGUCCUGCUUGUUCGAACGUUUAUCGGGUUCUGAGAUGUCUAAGGUCUUAUUUGAAGAAGCGCGAACCUGAGCCAACGGUUUUACCAGAGGAUGUUGAACUUCGAUUUGAGGACUGGGCGAAUAACGUUGAUUGGUUCAGACCCGAUACAAUUGACUGGGUUCUUUGGGAUCAAUACAUCACGCCUCAGAGCGACUAUCCGCAGAGUAUUAUGACUUGA